Molecule: messenger RNA, 306 nt
Organism: Penaeus monodon (black tiger shrimp)
Lineage: Eukaryota; Metazoa; Arthropoda; Malacostraca; Decapoda; Penaeidae
Product: pro-resilin-like
Exons: 3
Coding region: 1-306 (101 amino acids)
Cellular component (GO): extracellular matrix
Source: RefSeq, a predicted model, not a curated record
AUGAACACAAAGGUUUUCAUCCUCCUCGGCCUGGUGGCUGUUGUUGCUGCCGACAAAUUGGCAUCUUUCGAGUCAGGAGAGGCCAAAUACGACUUCAACUGGGCUGUCAAACACGACGACUCCGACAACGACUUCGGACACCAGGAGGCCCGCAAUGGAGACGACACCCAGGGAUCCUACUACGUGCAGCUCCCCGACGGCCGCCUGCAGACCGUCAGGUACGUCGUGGACGGCGACAACGGCUACGUGGCUGAGGUCAACUAUGAUGGCGAGGCUCGUUACCCCGACUCCAAUGAAUCAAAAUAA